GUAUUCUUAACAACACGCGUACGGUCCUUGGUAAAUAUCUGCUUAAACAGUGGUUCUUCAGGCCUACCCUUGAUCUUGCUGUCCUUGAUGAGCGACAUCGUACAAUCGAAUGCUUCCUUCAGCCCGAUAAUUUGGAUAUUUCAGGGCAGUUUACUACAUGUCUAAAACAUAUAAAAAAUAUUCCAAAGAUCAUUGAAAAUAUGAACGGAAGAUUAAACAUAAAAGAUUGGCAAUCUUUGCUUCAGAUCGAUUUUGACGAAAGCGUUAAAGAAGGUCGGAUUGUUGUCAAACCGCAUGUUGAUGAGGAACUUGAUCACAUGAAAAGAACAUACGACGGUUUGGAUGACUUUUUGUUUGAAGUUGCACGUGAAAUUAGCUCAUCGAUUCCCACCGAGUUUGCAUCCACUCUGAACGUAAUUUAUUUCCCCCAAUUGGGAUACCUUGUCACUGUCCCGUUGAAACCAGAAUGGAGGGAUGAAGAGGAUUUUAAAAUCGAUGGAUUGUACUAUCAAUUCAGUACUGCUACUACUGUUUACUAUAAAAAUGACAGGAUGAGAGAACUUGACGAAUAUUUGGGUGAUAUACAUGGUCUUAUUGUUGAUCGUGAAAUUGAAAUAAUGCAGAAACUUCAAGACCGUAUAUUAGAAUAUGUUCCAUUAUUUUUAAACUCUAGUGCUGUUUGUGCUGAACUUGAUUGUAUAUUGUCUUUUGCGGAAUCUGCAAGACGUUAUGGAUAUAAUCGACCUAUUGUAACAGAUGAAAAUAUUUUAAUAAUUGAAAAAGGAAGACACCCAUUGCAAGAACUUUGCAUUAAUGUCUUUGUUGCUAAUGAUACGAGACUUGUUGGAGGUAGAGGUAUAUUGGACGACGAUGAGAUGAACGAAGACAGUCUUACUGAUGAAAAAGACACAUAUAAUAGUGUCAUGCUAUUAAGUGGUGCUAAUUAUUCAGGAAAAAGUGUAUAUUUGAAGCAAGUCGCAUUGAUCGUUUAUAUGGCGCAUAUUGGAAGCUUUGUGCCAGCAGAGUCGGCCACUAUCGGUCUAACUGAUAAAAUUUUUACUCGUAUUCAAACUAAAGAGACAAUUCAAAGUGCAUUCAUGAUUGAUCUUCAACAAAUAUCGAUUGCAAUUCGUAAUUCGACAUCAAGGUCUUUAUUGAUCUUCGACGAAUUCGGGAAAGGAACUGGCUCUACAGAUGGUGCUGGUUUAUUUUGUGGUGUCAUGGAGCAUUUAUUAAAGCGCGGUAAAGAUUGCCCGAAAGUAAUUGCAGCAACACAUUUUCAUGGUUUUUAUCAUUUCAAAUACAUUUCUAGUGUUCUUGUGGUAGUUAUAUUCACAGUCAAUAAUAUUAUUUACUAUUCUAACUAUCAAGAAAUUUUUGAGAAUAAUCUCCUUCCUCAAUCUCUCCCGAUUUCACUAACUACUAUGGAAAUCAUGGACGAUGACAAGGACGAAGAGUUGACUUUUUUAUACCGUCUUAUACCCGGUCGGAGUACUUCAUCUUGGGGCACAUUUUGUGCUACACUAGCCGGUGUUCCCCCUAAUAUUGUUAAAAGAGCAACACAUUUAUCUCACCUUUUUUCUCGAUACGAAUCUAUCCCACCGCCUUUCGUCAACGAUCGUGAACGUCGUUUGUAUGCUACCUGCGAACAAGUGGCAAGAAAAUUCUUGGAAUUGGAUCUAGAAAAAGCGGAUACAGACAUAAAUAAUUUUCUGGAAUGG
Dentiscutata heterogama is the source of this 1721-nucleotide messenger RNA. Lineage: Eukaryota; Fungi; Glomeromycota; Glomeromycetes; Diversisporales; Gigasporaceae. The record is from the annotation of a GenBank genome assembly.